Messenger RNA from Fraxinus pennsylvanica, 1494 nucleotides. The record is from the annotation of a GenBank genome assembly. NCBI's taxonomy places the organism in Eukaryota, Viridiplantae, Streptophyta, Magnoliopsida, Lamiales, Oleaceae.
AUGGCUGCUGACAAUGAACCGGCAAAGCUCCUUUUACCUUACCUUCAAAGAGCCGAUGAGUUGCAAAAGCACGAACCCCUCGUCGCUUACUACUGUCGAUUGUAUGCGAUGGAACGAGGUUUGAAGAUUCCUCAGAGCGAGCGUACCAAAACCACCAACGCUUUACUUGUUUCCCUCAUGAAACAACUCGAGAAGGAUAAGAAGUCAUUGACGUUAGGGUCUGAUGACCAUCUACAUCUGGAGGGUUUUGCCUUGAACGUCUUUGCAAAAGCAGAUAAGCAAGAUCGAGCUGGGCGAGCUGAUUUGAAUACUGCGAAAACUUUUUAUGCAGCAAGCAUUUUCUUUGAAAUUAUCAUUCAGUUUGGUCAACUUCAGCCUGAUCUUGAGCAGAAACAGAAGUAUGCAGCAUGGAAAGCGGCAGAUAUUAGGAAAGCUAUAAAAGAAGGGAGAAAGCCCGUACCAGGUCCUCCUGGGGGUGAUGAAGAUCUAUCAUUGCCAUCAAGGACAUCAAGUGGUGAACAUGAUCUUGAUCCAAGCACAAAUGAUUUUGCUGUCAGAUCUGAACCAGGCAUGACAGAUCCUGCUACAAGAGCUGCACCAGAAUCCGAUUCAUUUUCUCAGUCGUAUGAUAAACUCAAGUCGCAGCAUUCUACAAACAUUUCUCCAUCAGCAUCAAAUAUCACAUUAUCGCCUUCUUCGAACAUGUCACCACCACCUCAAUAUCCUACCGAUGAUGCUUACCACCAGCCAUCUAAAUAUCCUACUGAUGACGCUUACCACCAGCCAUCUAAAUAUCCUACCGAUGACGCUUACCACCAGCCACCUCAAUAUCCUACCGAUGACGCUUACCACCAGCCACCUCAAUAUCCUACCGAUGACACUUACCACCAGCCACCUCAAUAUCCUACCGAUGACACUUACCACCAGCUACCUUCAAGCAACAGAACAGAACAUUCUCCUUAUUCUCAUCAGCCAUAUCAACCUCCACCCUAUCACCAAGAACCACAGCAGCACUUGCCGCAACAGUACCAUCCUCACGACAUUCCCCCAUACUCGUAUCCUAAUUUCCAGUCAUACCCUAGUUUUACCGAAAGUAGCCUUCCUGCAGCUCCAUCUCAUUACCCUUCUUAUCAUCAAGGCUCUGAUACUUCAUAUUCCAAUUCUUCACCAUCUAACACUGUCAACUCUCCAUCAACUACUCAAUACAAUUCUAGUGGCAGGAAUGGGGGCUUGUCAGAAACUUUACCAGCUGCUACUCAAUACAAUUCUAGUGGCAGGAAUGAGGGCUUUUCAGAAACUUUACCAGCUGCUACUGCUGCUACACAAUCGUACCAAUAUGACAGCAGUUACCAGCCUCCACCAGAGAAAAUUGCUGAAGCGCACAAGGCUGCAAGAUUCGCAGUUGGGGCUCUGGCAUUUGAUGAGGUUUCUGUUGCGGUCGACUACCUUAAGAAAUCACUUGAAUUAUUGACAAAUCCAUCAGCUGGGCAAUAG